CAGGUCCUGACCCGAAAGAAAGACCUUAUAGCGCCAAGGAGGUCAUGAAGCGCGGCGUUCCGCGGACGCCUUCCCGGAAGCGGAAGCUUGGGGGGCGGGACAAGGGCCGUCCGGACGCCUGGGCGGUUAAUUCUUUUUUGCUUACGGCUUGGUUUCCCUACGUCUGGGCGGUUCUGAAGCUGAGAAAAAUGGUCAGGUCCGGAUCUCGACCCGGCCAGGUGAUAUCUUCAGGAAAGUGCCUGGGAUCUAAGUUAACACAUGGAAAGAAAGGGACCCACCCAAGAAAUAUAGCACAUUUAAAUGCAGUUCCCACCUGUCCUGUUUAUUCUGAUUCGGAAAGUCAGCCGGAGAUUGUGCAGGGACUUGAUGGCUGUACUUCUUUGCUCCGGGACAUUUUGAAAAAUGAAGAUCCAGGCCCAGAAAUAGUAUAUUCGGAAAAUAGAUGCAAUGCCAGACCUUUAGAAAGCAAAAACUGCAGAGCUAAAAAGAAAGGACCUGGAAAACAUGCUCCUCCAGUGGUCCGAAAAGAAAUAUUAUCUUCAGAAAAUAAGAAAUGGAUAUCCAAUGAAGCUUCUACUGGAAAUGAAAAAGACAAAUCAGACAUAGCACAGCAUUGGUCAUUACAAGACCAUUAUAGAAUGUACUCACCAAUAAUAUACCAAGCCCUCUGUGAGCAUGUGCAGACUCAAAUGUCACUGAUGAAUGCAUUGACUUCAAAAAAUGCUCCCAAUGGAAUGCCUACUGCGUGUCAUACUGUAUCUGGUUUAGAAUCUCACGCAACACCACCUUCUGGUUAUGGCUGUUAUACUUCCACUUCAGUCUGGUCACCUCAGCAGCCGUCCUGCCCUCUAAUGGUUCACUCUGAAGUUCAGACUGAUAGUGAUAACCAUCUUGGAUCACAAGAUCAAACAAGCUCUGUGAACCUCCCUGAUGUUCCCAGGAAUUCAGUCAGUGUUCAUCCUGGAAUUCUGUGUGGCCUUUCCCACAUUGACAAAGCAGCUGUUCCAACGCCUCAGCAACUGAGUCUUGCUAAUUGGAUUCUGCCACAACAAAGAGCUCCUAAGGCAGCAGACCUACUAAAGUGUUUCCAAACACAUAUGUCUCUUCCAGCUCAUGGAAAAGAUGCUCUCUCGGACAGUCAGGCACACCAAAGCCCCACUCAGUUACAGCCGGCCUUCUUGGCCACUAAUGAAGAAAAACGUGCCAGAGAACAAAUUGGAAGCGCCACCAGCGAAGGAAAGUAUUUAAGCAUGCAUGUGCAAGAUGCAAAAAUAGCCAAGAAUGUGCAGCAGGCAGAAAAUGUGAGCCACACUGCUGAAAAAGUCAGAAUUGCCAAGUGCUUGUUGGGAGAGCUCAAGGCCCUAGUCGCAGAACAAGAGGACUCAGAAGUUGAGAGAUUGAUAACAGAAGUAGAGGCAUGCAUAUCUGGACUUUCAGCAGUGAGUGGCCACACAAAUAUAGAAGUUGAAAUAGCAUUGGCCCUGCAGCCACUGAGAAGUGAGAACGCUCAGUUGCGAAGGCAACUAAGAAUUUUGAAUCAGCGCUUCAGAGAAGAGAAAACUCCAAAGACACCUGGUAACCUUGAAUUGUUGUCCCUUCAGUCACUGAAUGUGUCGCUGCAAAAUCAACUACAAGAGUCGCUGAAGAGCCAGGAGUUACUACAGAGUAAAAAUGAAGAGCUCUUAAAAGUGAUAGAAAACCAGAGAGAUGAAAAUAAAAAAUUUACCACUAUGUUUAAAGACAAAGAGCAAACUCUUCUUCAGAAUAAACAGCAGUUUGACAUUGAGAUGACAAGGGUAAAAAUUGAAUUGGAGGAAGCCUUGGCCAAUGAGAAGAACUUUCGGUUUAAAUUAGAGACGGCAGAAAAGGAAAAUCAGAUAUUGGGAAUAACACUACGCCAGCGUGAUGCUGAGGUUGCUCGACUUAGAGAACUAACCAGAACUUUACAGAGUAGUAUGGCAAAGCUGCUCUCAGAUCUCAGUAUGGACGCUUCCCGCAGCAAGCUGGGGAGUAACCUAACCAAGUCUCUUCUGAAUAUUUAUGAUCAGCAGCUUCAUCAGGACCCAACCCCUCUUCACACAUCCAUAAUGAGCUACUUAAAUAAACUGGAGACAAAUCACAGCUUUGCGCAUUCAGAGCUCCUUACAAAUGAGGAAGCCACAGAGCCACCCAGACUGUGUGAAAAGGUGCUACCCUCACAGGGCCCUCCACAUAGUGACACUAGGGCAGUGGGUGGGGGCUUCGCACCUGGAAUGGCUUCUGCUGCUUUAGUAGAGGAUUCAGAUACAGAAUGUGAAACUAUCGCUUUAAUAGAAGAUGAGUGUAAUGUGGACAAUACGCUUUACAUUCCUUUUGCUAGAAGCACUUCUAAAAAGCAUUCGCCACUUUCUGAGAGAUUGUCUCCCCAGCCAAUGAGAAGUGUUGCUACAACACAGCUAGCCAGUGGCAAUGCACUUGCCUCUAAAAGAGAACAUAGUCCGUGCGCACCACUAGUUUGUUCUUCACGAAAUGAAGCAGAAGAUGCUCCUGGGAAUCUUUCCAGAGCAUCUGACACAGAGGACAUGCAGCUCCUCAGGAGAAUAAAGGAAGCAAUUGAUAAGAUACCUGCUUCUGCUGGUGAUGCUGCUGGUGCUGCUGGUGCUGCUGGUGCUGCUGGUGCUGCUGGUGCUGCUGGUGCUGGUACUGAGCACCCAAAAGAACAGGCCACACAUCAUGGGCCAUCAGCUUGUCAAAGCUCUGGUGUUCCAGUGACGGGCAACAUCGUCAGUGAUGUCAGCUUUCUGAAUUCGGACUUGAUGUCAGACUGGAGCAUCUCCUCUUUUUCGACGUUUACCUCUCAUGAUGAACAAGACUUCAGAAAUGGCCUGGCAGCAUUGGAUGCCAACAUUGCUCGACUCCAGAAGUCCUUAAGGACUGGCCUUCUGGAGAAGUGAGUUUGGAAGAAAACUGAUUGAGUGUUUUUUGUUAAGAGUAGAACUUGGCUACAUUCAUAGUGUUUUUUAGGUUUCCUUAGAGAGAACAUUUUAUACUAUUAAUUAUGUAUGAAAUAAUAAAUGGAAUAAAUUUACUGUUAGAAUAUUUUAACACCUGAAGCUUGUACAAACACAUUUUCUUAAGAAAUUAGUGAUUGCUUAGAGAAGAAAGUUGUAGCUGACUAAGCAAGUGUUGUGGUGCUUAUUGGAGAGAAUCUUCACGGUGUAACUGCUGGAUCAGUGCUACGGUUACUGAGGAUUCUGGCUGUCCGAAGGAUAAUGGGAGCAGAGUCGCUAAUUAAAGUUUCCUGCUUUGGAAUAUCUGUUGUUUAUAUCUUAAUGAUAGUGUGCUUGUACGUUACAGGCUAUGCUGUGGAUAACAUGCAUUAACAUGUCAAAGAGAGAAAGGUACCAGUGUACCUACUUCAUACAAUUAGUUGGUCCAAGGAAAUAUAGGUGAUAACUUAAAUCUUGGGCAUUUUAUUUAUUAUAUUUGUCUUGAAUGUACAUUUUAAGACCUUUCAAAAAUAAAGUCAGACUGAUAAGGUAAUGCUAACAACUGAGUUUUACCUUAAUAAUUUUGAUUUUUUAGUAAGAAUUAUUUGGAUUUUUCUUACUGUCAUUGAGAAAUGAUAGAGUUUGCAAAUCUCAGCACUAGUGAUGAUUCUGCCUUUGUGGCCCAAUUUUCCCCCAUCAUUUAGCUGAGAACAUUGUUCUACCAGCCCUUUGUCCUGUCUUGCCAUGUAGCCCAAGAUGACCUAAAACUUUAGAUCUUCCCACAUCAGCCUCCUGGUGCUGUAAUUACUUUACAGGUGUGCAGUGUCAAUAACUCUAGGUACAAGUCACCUGUCUGGUGUAGUAGAAUCUGUUACUUGGGCAGCCUCUGGCAUUCAAGCAUUCUGCUGGUUCCAAGAUUUCCUCCUGCUGUAUUUUCAUAGUUCUACAACCUUGGAAGGACCAUGAUAGACUAUUUAAUAUAUCCAGACUUCAUAGAAUUUUUUAGGUAUGAAUGUAUUAAAAUGAGUUGUAAAAUAUUUUCAUGGACUUGUUAACAUUUUAAAUAUGCUUACUUCCAGUAUUCAUAAGUUAAUUUGUUUACUUAUUUGGAGGUAACACAUCAUAGCUUUUCACCAUCUAUGUUCAGAAACACAAAAUAAACACAAGUAGAAAACUGG
Molecule: messenger RNA, 4147 nt
Organism: Cricetulus griseus (Chinese hamster)
Lineage: Eukaryota; Metazoa; Chordata; Mammalia; Rodentia; Cricetidae
Source: RefSeq, a predicted model, not a curated record